Molecule: messenger RNA, 523 nt
Organism: Quercus robur (English oak)
Lineage: Eukaryota; Viridiplantae; Streptophyta; Magnoliopsida; Fagales; Fagaceae
Product: ATP synthase subunit epsilon, mitochondrial-like
Exons: 2
Coding region: 78-290 (70 amino acids)
Biological process (GO): proton motive force-driven mitochondrial ATP synthesis
Cellular component (GO): mitochondrial inner membrane
Molecular function (GO): proton-transporting ATP synthase activity, rotational mechanism
Source: RefSeq, a predicted model, not a curated record
UGGUUUUGAAACCAAAGACACAAACAAUAGGGUAAGUUGAGAGAGAAGAAGAAGAAGAAGAAGAGAGCAACAAAACAAUGGCGUCAACAUCAGCAGUAUCAUUCUGGAGAGCUUCUGGAAUGACGUAUAUAACGUAUUCUAAUAUAUGCGCCAAUCUAGUAAGAAAAUGCUUAAAACAGCCACACAAGAGUGAAGCACUCGAGAGAGAGAAAGUGUAUUUCUCUCUUUCCAAGUGGACCGAUGGCAAGCCCCAGAAGCCCACCCUCCGUUCGGACACACCACAAGACUGAUUUCUGGAUUGGGUUCUACUGUCGUGGGGUUUGUGGAUUGGGUUAUACUUGGACCAUUUUGGUUUUAACAUUUUAUUGCUUUUGUAAUAAUGUAACUUGCAUUAGUCUAAUGCAAUACUUUGCUUAUCUUUCUAAUGGAAAUCUAAACUCCCUACUUUUUAAGUGAUUUCUUUGUUUCAGUGUUUAAUAAUAUCAUCUACCCUGGACAUUCCAUGUAGAGAAAUGAUCAUCCU